This is a messenger RNA of Athalia rosae (coleseed sawfly), 14587 nucleotides long. It is a transcript of the gene Dhc1, whose product is annotated as dynein axonemal heavy chain 5. Gene Ontology annotation, cellular component: dynein complex. Gene Ontology annotation, molecular function: dynein intermediate chain binding; minus-end-directed microtubule motor activity; ATP hydrolysis activity. Gene Ontology annotation, biological process: microtubule-based movement. Lineage: Eukaryota; Metazoa; Arthropoda; Insecta; Hymenoptera; Athaliidae. The record is from RefSeq and is a predicted model, not a curated record. The transcript has 33 exons. The coding region runs from base 360 to 14306 and encodes 4648 amino acids.
GGGGAGCUUUCGUCUUGGGUUUCAGCAGGACGAUCAAGUUAUAUCUACAUCUGGAUAUAUCUGAGGUAAGACAGGGAAAUGCUAAAAGGUAUCAUGAUAAUAUUAGGAGGAGAAAGAGUGGAAGGCGUAGGAGAGAAAGAGAACUUAUCGUUAGAAAAGGAUGGAGAAUAGCUAAUGUCGCAUUACCUUGCCAACCGCAAUAGCACGUAGGUCGUUUGCUUAGCCCCUAUGAAGAAAAAAUAUAAGUGGAAAAUUAGAAAAUAAAAGACUCGAAAAAAAAAAGAAGAAAAAAAUCCGCCAAAUAAAAAAAAAAAAAAUCGACCAAAUACUAAAAGGCUGUCAAUCAAAAAAGAAUCAUCAUGACCGAGGCCGACGAGGAGGCAAGGAAACGGAGGGAAGAAUGCGAGCGAAAAGCGCGACGCGGGGAGAUGGACCCCAGAUUGGAAUUCGCAUUUCAGCUUCUAAUGGACGCCACCGGACUUCCUAGAAACGAAGUAAUGGACCACGUCUUCGACGGCGAUAUGCUGGACGAAAUCAAUCACCUGUUUCAACCGCACAUGAGAUCCACUCUGGUCUGGUUUUACCAAGAAGUCGAAGAACUGGAACCCCAACCCUCCACCGAAACGGGCCCAGUGAAAGCCGGUGGCCCAAGAAACACGCAAGCGGCUUCUGCACCGAAACCCAAGGAAUCCAAAGAACCGCCGAAAAAAAAAUUGUUUCUCACCGACGGGUGGCAAUUGGCCUGCACCGGUAUUUGCAUCUACAUGUUUCGCAUCAACACCGCGAAACAACUUCCCGAAGAAGGUUUUCACAGAGAUCUUUACACCGGUGUUAUCGAUGCCACGACCGUUGGGGUUGUUCCCUCGAUUCAGCGAAUUGUGGAACAAGUUUUCAUGGACGCUUUGGCUCAUCCCGGAAUGGAAGAUGAAGACGAUUGUCCGAUGAUCAAGAGUUUGUUGCUUCCCGGUCUCAGGUCGUUUUGCAGCGCUUUGAAAGUGUGCGAAGAGGUUGCGAUCGAGGGAAGCAUCUUCGAGGAUGGUAAAACGCUGAUGGGGGACGUUCGCAAUUUCGAAGAAGCCAAAACUUAUCUAGCGAACGACGGCGCCCUGGAUCAAGUCGAACUCAGAGUAAAAUCUUGGAUCAAAAAGCUCAGGGAUUUCAUGCUGGAGAGCAGGCAAGUGAGGAGAGAAAGUGACAAUUCCGGACCCCAGCAAGAACUGGAAUACUGGAAACGGAGAGGCGCGCAGUUUAGUCAAUUGUGCAGACGGUUGCAGGAACACGAAGUGAGGAUGUCCCUACUCUGUCUUCAAGUUGCCCGAUCGAAAACGGUUAAGGAUUGGGUGGAUGCGGAGGACGAGGUCACUUACUGCUACAACGAAUCCAAAGACAACGCGAAGUAUAUUCAAGCCAUGGAGAAAUGUUGUCAUUGCUUGUACCUCGACGAUCCGGUGAAAAUGCGAGAUUCGCUCAUAUCCUUGCUGCAAACUGUUCGACUGAUCUACAGCGUAUCUCGAUACUACAACACGUCCGAGAGGACCAGUUCUCUCAUGGUCAAGAUAACUAAUCAAAUGAUCGCGGCGUGUAGGGAAUACGUGACUAAGAGAGGGCGGGAUACCGUUUGGGGGCAGGAGAGAGCGACGGCCAGAUCAAAGCUCAAACACUGUCUGCGAUUGAACAAAGCGUACAGAGAAACUUACAGAUUGGUGAGAUGUUCGCCCGCCGUUACGGAAGAAGAAUUUCGAUUUUCCGAGACCCACGUUUUCGGAAGAUUCGACUCGUUCUGCGCGAGGAUAAGGAAAAUACUGACCAUGUUCGACCUGAUCGAAGAUUACCAGAGAUUGUUCGAACGACGGAUGGAGGGACUUCUUCUCGGGGAAUCACUCGACGAGGCGAUGAAAACGUUCGAGGAAGCAAAGAAACUUGCCACCAGUAAAUCGUACGAUUAUUUAGACCCGAGAAAUACGGAUUUCGAUGUCGAUUACGACGCGUUUAUGGCUAAGACGGACGUCCUCAAGGAAAGUAUCGGGGAUAUAAUCGAAAAAAAUUACUCCGACGUGUGGGAAACGCCACAGGGUAUAAGAUUUCUAACGAGAUUUGAAAAGGUCAGCGAGAAAAUUCCACUGACAAAAUUGGAUGAAAAAUACAUUCUGGUCGUUCGCUACUGCGACAAGGAGAUAGAAAGGACUCUGAAAUUAUUCAAACGUCAGAGGGACGAUCCUCCACUUCCGAGACACAUGCCACCCAUCGCUGGUCGAUUAACUUGGGCAAAAUCUUUGAAAGUGCAUCUGGACGAUCUUGCAGCUUCCGUAUCCAGUCACCCGGUCCUAAAAGCCUUACCACUGACGGUUGAUCUGGUAAGAAGAUAUAAUCAUGCCGUUGCCGCACUGUUGCAAUAUCAGGCAGACAUCGCGGAGGUUUGGACGCACCAAAACUCCUGGGUUAUCGAGGACUGUUUGAAAAAGCCACUUUUGACAAUCGACCAAGAGUCGCGCAAAGUACGAGUGAAUCUGGAGAACCGGAUAACAUUGCUUCUCCGAGAGGCGGAUUGCCUCGCGAAAUUAAAUCUGGAAAUUCCUAUAGUAGCGCUAGCAAUUCUAUCGAAACGUGAUCACUUCACAUUGGUAACGGAUUCGCUGCAAUCUAUCAUAGAAGAUUUUGUGAGCACCGCUCGUCGAGUCAAACUCGAAGUCAGACCUCUUCUGUUACCCCACUUGGUGAGAGUGGCGUCUCUUUUAGGACCUGGAUUGCUUUCGCUGACAUGGACGAACCCUUUGUGGAAAGAUUUCUGCGAAAAUACGAGAGAGGAAAUAAAAACUUUCGACGUAUUGAUCACCAGAGUCCACGACGUGUAUACCAAUAGAAUCCUUCAAGUACUGGCCAGUAUGCAAAAAAUCAGUCUUCACGCCCUGCCGGAGGAGGAGCCAUGGGGUGUCGAUGAUUUCGUGGAAAGAACCGAAGAAUCUUGCAGAAGCGCAGCCAUCGAUCUUCAUCGCAAGAGUCUUAUGGUCGAAGAAGCUGUCGAAGAGGUACUCGAACUCGUCAGAAACGCGGCGACCAGUUUCAAAAGCACAGCUGAAGCUGAUCAGUUCGACUUCCUCAACCGCGAAGACCAAGAGGGGCAAGACGGAUCCGAAGACAGCGGUCAGCAACAACAGCAGGACUGGUCGGUAGUGUGGGCGUGCUUCGACAACCCCCAUCAGCUGCUGGCAACCCCUGGAGGAGGUCUGUCGAAAGGUAUGCAGGAAAUGGUGCGGAAUGCGGUAUCCGAAAUGCGGAGAUACUACUCGAGGAAGGUGGUCGACGUGCUGAUCAAGGUCACGAGAACUUCCCUCGACGCAUUGAGGAAAAGAUUCAUUCAGGAAACGGACAGUGAGGAAGCGCCUCAUCCUGUGUUUCUGCUUCAUGCCACCCUCGUCAUACCCGCGGUCACGGUCAGACCGAAUCUCGAACAAGUUCAAGAAGCUUUGACGACGGCUGGUAAAUGUAUCGCUGGCGUUGCCAGAGGCGUAGCUCAAUGGAACGCUGGGAGAAGCAAGACCUCAUGGCGAGGUCUACCAGGGAUGCCUAAAAGAAAUUUAUUUCACGUCGUCGCGCGGGCUGAACAGGUGAUCGCCGAAUACCAGACCCGAGAAACGGAGGAUCCAAGAGCCAGAAGAAGACGUCUCUACAAAGUCGAGUCGGAAGAAAAACCGGCCUUUCCCGUACAGCAGAGAAAUUUUCACGACAUGGUCAUGGAGAACAAAGAAGUUGUCAAAAUGCUAUCUCUGCUGAGCUCGUGUACCCAAGAAUUGAGACAGGAUUUAACCGGAUUUCUCGAUCGCUGGAAACCGUACAAGUUUCUAUGGAAGAACGAAAGAACUGUUCGUGAAUUACUGCAGAUCACUCUACCGGAAUUUGAAACCACUCUUAGGAGACACGGCGAACUCGAAGACAGACUUGCGACCGAACCAGAUAUGGUCAUUUUUGGUACAUCGAUCGCCGUUUCUACGGAUAAAUUGAAGUACGGUCUUUACACGGAAAUUAAAGGAUCUACCCAUAAAAUCGGCCAAGCGAUGAAGAAAAAGUAUCGACGCGAAAUGGAAUACGUUUACGCCGUGAUGCAUGAGAUGGAACGUAAACUUGACCGUCAAAUUCGUGACCUGGACGACGUGAGAUUAAUCAUGGAAACGCUGAAGAAGAUUCGCGAGCAGGAGGUGGACAUGGAAUUGAAAAUAGAUCCGAUAGAAGAGGCGUUCAAUAUCGUCACUCGUUACGAGGUUCCCGUCGACAGGGAGUGUUUGGAGCAAGUCGACAACUUGAGAUACACGUGGCAACAGCUUCAAGGAAGAGCGUUGGACAGCCACGUUUUACUGCUCACGUUGCAGCCGCAAUUCGAAGACGAGUUGAGAAAUAAUUUGGAAAAAUUCCGUACCGACAACGAGUCUUAUUGCGAAGAAUACAGACAUUCCGGACCAAUGCAAGCCGGACUCACCCCCAGAGAAGCUUCGGACAGGCAAAUUUUAUUCCAGAAUCGAUUCGACGGAAUGUGGAGAAAAUUGCAGACCUACCAGAACGGUGAGGAACUCUUUGGCUUGCCCACCACCGAUUAUCCGGAACUUUCGCAGAUCAGGAAAGAAUUGAAUCUACUUCAGAAAUUGUAUAAAUUGUACAACGACGUUAUCGACAGGGUUAGCGGAUACUACGACAUACCAUGGGGUGAGGUCAACAUCGAGGAGAUCAACAACGAGUUGAUGGAGUUUCAAAAUCGUUGUCGAAAGUUACCCAAGGGGUUGAAAGAGUGGCCGGCAUUUUUCGCGUUGAAAAAAACUAUAGACGAUUUCAACGAUAUGUGCCCGCUACUAGAACUCAUGGCGAACAAGGCAAUGAAACCGAGACAUUGGCAGCGAAUCGUGGAGGUCACAGGUCACACAUUCGAUUUAGACAGCGAAGGAUUCUGCCUGAAGAACAUACUCGAAGCUCCGCUGCUCAAGUACAAAGAGGAUAUCGAGGAUAUUUGUAUAUCCGCAAUGAAGGAAAAGGACAUAGAAGCAAAAUUACGACAAGUAGUAAACGAGUGGUCCGCUCACGAGCUCACCUUCAUGACCUUCAAUAACAGAGGCGAGUUAUUACUGAGGGGAGACACGACCGCGGAAACUAUCGGACAGUUGGAAGACAGCCUGAUGGUGCUCGGUUCUCUUAUGUCGAAUCGUUACAACGCACCGUUUCGCAAGCAGAUACAGCAAUGGGUUUCCGAUCUUUCGAAUACAAACGAGAUUUUGGAACGUUGGUUGCUCGUGCAGAACAUGUGGGUAUAUUUAGAGGCGGUAUUCGUCGGCGGCGAUAUAGCUAAGCAGCUGCCCAAGGAGGCCAAAAGAUUCAGUAAAAUUGACAAAAGCUGGCAAAAAAUAAUGCAGAGAGCGCACGAGACACCGGGCGUCGUUCCCUGCUGCGUAGGGGACGAUUUGCUCAAACAACUUCUCCCGCAUCUGCAGGAACAGCUGGAACUGUGUCAGAAAUCGCUCAGCGGGUACUUGGAAAAAAAGCGCAUGAUGUUUCCGAGGUUCUUCUUCGUCUCUGAUCCGGCUCUUCUCGAAAUUUUGGGCCAGGCUUCGGAUUCUCACACGAUACAGAAUCACCUUUUAUCUAUAUUCGAUAACACGAGGUAUGUCAGAUUUCAUGACAUCGAGUACAACAAGAUGACAGCGAUCAUCUCGACGGAAGGUGAAUCUAUCGCACUUGAAAGAGCGGUUCGAGCCGAAGGUUCGGUUGAAACUUGGCUGAUGCAGCUUCUCGUGACAUCCCAACAGUCGUUGCAUUCCAUAAUUCGUUCAGGUCACGCUAUGAUAAAUGACCAAAAUUUCAACCUCUUGAGUUUUCUCGACAAGAUGCCAGCCCAGGUCGGAAUACUAGGUAUUCAAAUGGUCUGGACCAGAGACGCUGAACUCGCAUUGAUGCAGGCUAGGGCCGAUAAAAAAAUUAUGGGUGAGACGAACAAUAGAUUCUUAGAACUCCUCAACACUCUCAUCGAUCAGACUACGAGGGAUCUCACAAAAAUUGACAGGAUAAAAUUCGAAACUCUGAUCACCAUCCAUGUCCAUCAACGAGACAUCUUCGAUAUUUUGUGCCGAAUGAACGUGAGAUCGGUGAACGAUUUCGAAUGGCUGAAGCAGUGUCGAUUUUAUUUCAAAGAAGAUCUGGACAAGACAUCGAUAUUCAUCACCGACGUACAAUUCACUUACCAAAACGAGUACCUUGGCUGUACGGAACGACUGGUCAUCACUCCGUUAACGGACAGGUGCUACAUAACUUUGGCUCAAGCGUUAUCCAUGUCGAUGGGUGGUUCCCCUUGCGGCCCAGCAGGAACCGGGAAAACAGAGACGGUUAAAGAUAUGGGCAAAACGUUGGCGAAGUACGUGGUAGUAUUUAAUUGUUCCGAUCAAAUGGAUUACCGAGGUCUAGGUCGUAUCUACAAAGGCCUAUCGCAGAGCGGUUCUUGGGGAUGUUUUGACGAAUUCAACAGAAUCGAAUUGCCAGUUUUAUCGGUCGCGGCGCAGCAAGUCGCGGUUGUAUUGGCCGCGAAAAAGGAGAAGAAAAAACAGUUCGUCUUCACAGACGGUGACCAGAUCGACAUGUGCCCAGAACUUGGGAUUUUCAUCACUAUGAACCCGGGCUACGCAGGUCGCAAGGAACUGCCUGAAAAUUUGAAAAUUCAAUUUCGUACCGUCGCCAUGAUGGUCCCUGAUCGGCAAAUUAUUAUCAGGGUGAAAUUAGCCAGCUGUGGUUUUCUUGAAAAUAUAACUCUGGCCCGUAAAUUUUACACGUUGUACAAAUUGUGCGAGGAACAACUGACCAAACAGGUACACUACGAUUUCGGACUGAGAAAUAUUCUCUCAGUUUUGAGGACACUCGGAGCGUCGAAAAGAGUGAAUUCAAAGGACUCCGAGAGCACCAUUGUGAUGCGGGUGCUCAGAGACAUGAAUCUUUCGAAGCUGAUCGAUGAAGACGAGCCUUUGUUCAUAUCUCUGGUGGCAGAUUUAUUUCCAAAUCAAGCACUCGAAAAAACUGCCUAUCCCCACUUGGAAACAGCGAUCGAUCAACAGGUUCAGGAAGCCGGUUUGGUGUACCACCCACCCUGGGUAUUGAAAUUGAUUCAACUAUACGAGACACAGAGAGUACGACACGGAAUUAUGACCUUAGGUCCAACCGGGGCGGGGAAAACGACCUGCAUUCACACUCUCAUGAAGGCUUUGACUCAAUGCGGAGACGCGCACAGGGAGAUGAGAAUGAAUCCAAAGAGUAUAACAGCCGCCCAAAUGUUCGGUCGCUUGGACGUAGCAACCAACGAUUGGACGGACGGAAUAUUUUCCGCUUUAUGGCGUAAGACAUUGAAAUUGAAAAAGGGGGAGCACGUCUGGCUCGUUUUGGACGGUCCGGUAGACAGCAUUUGGAUAGAAAAUUUGAACUCUGUACUCGACGAUAACAAAACAUUGACCCUGGCCAACGGCGAUCGACUGGCAAUGGCGCCUACUUGUAAAAUAAUAUUCGAACCCCAUAACAUCGACAACGCGAGUCCGGCAACGGUAUCGAGAAACGGAAUGGUCUACAUGAGUUCAUCCGGUUUGGAUUGGAAGCCAGUCGUAGUCGCUUGGCUCAAGAGUCGUACCCCUUUGGAAGAAGAAGUCUUCAACGACAUGUUCGAUCAAUCAUUUUCACAGAUGUACGGUUGGGGUACCCAGAAUUUAGUAUUCUCGAUGAGAAUCCUCCAGUGCAACGUCGUGCGACAGAUGUUGUGUCUUCUGGAGGGCCUGGUGCCCCCGGAAGUACCGGUCGAAGAGGACGAGGAUGACGAGGACAUCGAAAGGGACAAACCGCAGCCCAUGUCAGCGGAACAUCUGAAGCGUUUUUACAUAUUCGCGCUGAUAUGGGGACUCGGUGCUUUUCUUGAAACCGCCGAUAGAAUAAAAUACGACGAAUACAUGAGAGCCAAUUUAACGGAAUUCGAUCUACCGACAUCGGAAAAAUAUCCUAAGGCAACGGUUUUCGAUUUCGUUGUAAAUGACAAGGGAAAAUGGGACCCUUGGGCUACCUUGGUCAUGAAUUACUCCUACCCAGACUACGCCACGCCGGAUUACAGCAAUAUUUUGGUACCGAUUCAGGAUAACGUGAGAAUCCAAUACCUCGUCGACCUCAUAGGGAGACAAGAUAGAUCGGUUCUAUUGAUCGGUGAACAAGGUUCCGCAAAAACCGUAAUGAUGAAAUCUUACAUGAAGAGAGCUAAUGCAGAAACAACGUUGGGUCGUUCUUUCAACUUCAGUUCCGCUACGACGCCGUAUCAGUUCCAAAAAACCAUAGAAAGCUACGUCGAAAAACGUCUCGGCAAUACCUUCGGUCCACCAGGUGGAAAAAAGAUGCUCGUAUUUGUCGACGACGUCAAUUUACCCCAAAUAAACGAAUGGGGUGAUCAAAUAACGAACGAAAUCGUCCGACAAACGAUGGAUAUGAAGGGCUUUUACUCUCUGGAAAAACCUGGGGAAUUCACGACGAUCGUUGACGUAACAUUUCUGGCUGCUAUGGGACAACCGGGGGGAGGAAGAAACGACAUUCCUUCACGUCUCAAGAGACAGUUCUGUAUUUUUAAUUGCACGAUUCCGAACGACGCGUCUAUCGAUAGAAUUUUCAGCGUCCUCGGAGAGGGUCAUUAUAACACGAAAAGAGGAUUUUCAGCUGAAGUCAGAAGCCUUAUAAAAAAAAUGGUCCCUCUCACCAGGGGACUUUGGCAGAGAACAAGAGCUAAAUUGUUACCUACCCCGGCGAAGUUUCAUUACGUGUUCAGCUUGAGAGAUUUGUCCAGAAUUUGGCAAGGAAUGGUCGGGACGUUGUCGACUGUAAUUGAGAACGAGAGUGUUCUUAUGCUACUUUGGAAGCACGAAUGCAGCAGAGUAUUCAGCGAUAGAUUUACACUGCAGUCCGACAAAGAAUGGUUCGAUGAGGAAUUGGUUACUACGGUUGGUGAAAUUUUGGGACCCAAUUACGUUCCCAUGAUCAAAGACAACCCUGUAUUCGUUGAUUUUAUGAGAGAUGCUCCGGAACCGACUGGAGAAGAAGGGGAAGAUGCUGACAUGGAGUUGCCAAAAGUUUACGAGCCCGUGAGCGAGCACCAAAUUCUCAGGGAUAGAUUAGAAAUGUUUUUGGCACAGUUUAAUGAAAUGCAGAGAGGGGCGGGCAUGGAUUUGGUAUUUUUCCCGGACGCGAUGCUUCAUCUGGUUAAAAUCUCGAGAGUAAUAAGGCAUCCAAGAGGGAACGUGAUGUUAGUCGGCGUCGGUGGUUCGGGAAAACAAAGCUUAACGAAAUUAUCGUCCUUCAUCGCGGGGUACAAGACGUUUCAAAUAACCUUGACUCGGUCUUACAACGUAACAAACUUCCUCGAAGACCUGAAAUUUCUUUAUCGCUCCUGUGGAUCUCAGGGGAAAGGCACUACAUUUAUUUUCACUGACUUGGAUAUAAAAGAAGAAGGCUUCCUCGAAUACCUCAACAACGUUCUGAGCUCUGGUGUGAUAAGUAAUCUUUUCACGAGGGAUGAACAGGCGGAAAUAAUAUCGGAAUUGACACCCGCGCUGAAGCGGGAAAACCCAAAAAGGACACUCAACAAUGAAUUAGUUAUGGAAUACUUCCUCCAAAGAACUUGCCAGAACCUCCACGUAGUAUUUUGUUUCUCUCCCGUAGGAGAAAAAUUCCGAAACAGAGCUCUCAGAUUCCCAGCUCUUAUAUCAGGAUGCACAAUUGACUGGUUUCAGCCUUGGCCGAGGGACGCUUUGGUUUUAGUGGCGGAGCACUUUUUACACGAUUUUGAAAUCGCUUGUACCGACCAUGUUAAAAUGCAAUUGGUCAAUGCUUUGGGUUCCAUACAAGAUGUGGUUGCGGAGAAUUCAACCGAAUAUUUCCAAAGAUUCAGGCGCGCGACUCACGUGACUCCGAAAUCAUACCUAAAUUUUAUCGGGGGAUACAAAAAUAUUUAUCAAAUGAAACAGCACGAGCUUGGAGAAGGUGCCAAAAGGAUGGACACCGGCUUGGCAAAGUUGGAGGAAGCCUCAGUGUCCGUAGAACUUUUGAAGCAAGAAUUGGCUGUCAUGGAACAGGAAUUAGCUGUUGCAUCUCAGAAGGCGGAGACGGUGCUUUUGGAAGUUACGGAACGAGCGAUGCAAGCUGAGACUUUCAAAAACCAGGUACAGAAGGUCAAAGAAAAGGCGGAAGCACUCGUCGCUUGCAUCGCAGAGGAGAAAGCUGUGGCUGAGCAAAAACUUGAGGCCGCCAAACCGGCGUUAGAAGAAGCAGAAGCAGCUUUGAAUACCAUAAAACCGGCGCACAUAGCUACCGUUCGAAAAUUAGGUCGUCCACCUCAUCUGAUCAUGAGGAUUAUGGACUGUGUUUUAAUUUUAUUUCAACGUAAAAUCGGCUCUGUUGUACCCGACACAACGGCUCAGUGUCCGAAACCAUCGUGGGCGGAGUCUUUGAAAAUGAUGGCGAGCACAACAUUUUUACUUCAGUUACAAAAUUACCCAAAAGAUAUAAUUAAUAAUGAAAUGGUCGAGCUUUUACAACCCUAUUUUAAAAUGGAAGACUACAAUAUGGAAACCGCGCGAAGAGUUUGCGGCGACGUGGCCGGACUUUUAUCUUGGACGAAAGCAAUGUCCUUUUUUCACUCGGUAAACAAAGAGGUCCUCCCUUUGAAGGCGAACUUGACCUUGCUCGAAGCCAGGCUCAAAGUAGCCAUGGAAGAUCUUGCGAACGCUGAAAGAGAGCUUUCUGAAAGAGAAAUGGCGCUUCAAGCGGUGAAGGAACAAUAUGAUGCGGCGGUAUCUGAGAAACAACGACUAACGGACGCUGCUAACGUCUGUUUGAGAAAAAUGACCGCUGCAACGGCAUUGAUAAACGGUCUAGGGGGUGAAAAAAUUCGCUGGACGCAACAAAGUAGAGAAUUUAAAGACCAGCUCGGCCGAUUAGUUGGCGACGUUCUUCUGGCAACUGGUUUUCUUUCUUACUGUGGUCCUUAUAAUCAGCAAUACAGAGGUGGAUUGGUUACUUCUUGGAUGGAAAUUCUGACUACUCGAACUAUCCCUUUUACCAAGGAAUUGAAUAUAACAAAUAUGCUCGUCGAUUCAGCUACCGUUUCCGAAUGGACUCUACAAGGUCUUCCAAAUGACGAAUUGUCUGUUCAAAAUGCCCUGAUAGUUACGAAAUCCUCAUCUUAUCCUCUUUUGGUGGAUCCACAGAACCAAGGAAAAAUGUGGAUCAAGAAUAAAGAGGCUUCCAAUGAGUUGCAGAUUACAUCAUUGAAUCACAAAUAUUUCAGGACCCAUUUAGAGGAUAGUUUAUCCCUGGGAAGACCUUUGCUGAUCGAGGAUGUCGCUGAGGAAUUGGAUCCUGUUAUAGAUAAUGUUUUGGAGAAGAAUUUCAUAAAGUCUGGUUCAAUUGAGAAGGUCAUUGUGGGUGAUAAGGAAUGCGACGUCAUGCCGGGAUUUAUGCUGUACAUCACCACGAAAUUACCCAACCCGGCAUACAGCCCGGAAAUAUCUGCCAAGACUUCUAUAAUCGAUUUCACCGUUACAAUGCAGGGACUUGAAGACCAGCUUCUCGGUAGAGUAAUUUUAAUGGAGAAGGCCGAUUUGGAAGCUGAAAGAGUUGCGCUUUUUGAAUCGGUUAUGACCAAUCAAAGGUCCAUGAAAGAACUGGAAAGCACUUUGCUGCACAGAUUGACUUCUUCGGAAGGAUCGCUCGUGGAUGAUGAGGCCUUGAUUAGAGUUUUGCAGGAGACGAAAUCUACCGCGGAAUCAGUGAGUGAAAAACUUCAGGUAGCCGCACUUACGGAAAGAAAGAUAACUGUAGCGCGAGAAGAGUUUCGCGCGGUAGCGGCGAGAGGUUCGAUUUUAUAUUUUCUCAUAGUGGAAAUGAGCGAUGUCAACGUCAUGUAUCAAAAUUCACUGAAACAAUUUCUCACAAUUUUCGAUAACUCGAUAACGAAAUCCACCAAAAGUACGAUAACUGCUGAAAGGAUUGACAUUAUUCUGAGACACCUGACCCUGGAAGUCUGGGGGUUCACGUUGAGGAGUUUGUACGAAAGGCACAAGGCAUUGUUUACGCUUAUGCUCGCGAUGAAAAUAGACUGUCAAAGAGGGGCAAUAUCCCACGCUGAAUCCAUGGCGUUUAUCAAGGGUGGAGCAUCUCUGGAUUUGAAUGCGGUCGCUCCUAAACCAUUCAAAUGGAUACUGGAUAUAACGUGGUUGAAUUUAGUGGAGAUUAAUAAGCUCGAGGUAUUCUCUGAGGUCCUGACAAAAAUUGAAUUCAAUGAAAAAGAAUGGCGGCAGUGGUACGAGAAAGAAAAACCAGAAGAAGAGGAACUGCCUUGUGGGUACCAGAAGACCCUGGAUGUAUUCAGAAAACUGCUUUUGGUAAGAUCCUGGAGUCCGGACAGGACGCUUUCACAGGCAAAAAAAUAUAUCGUCGAAUCCCUCGGAAAAGAAUACGGCGAAGCUAGGAUUCUCGAUUUAGAAACUACUUGGUCAGAAUCGGAACCAAGAACCCCUCUGAUUUGCAUAUUGUCAAUUGGAUCCGAUCCCAGUCCGCAAAUUACUGCUUUGGCUAAACAAAUGGAUGUUCAACUGAGAUCCGUGUCCAUGGGUCAAGGUCAGGAGUUUCACUCCCGUAAGAUGAUCAGUGACGCAAUGAGCACAGGAGGCUGGGUCCUUUUACAGAAUAUUCAUUUAUCUCUUCCGUUCUGCACAGAAGCGAUGGACGCUCUAGUUGAAACCGAGAACAUUCACGAAUCUUUCAGACUUUGGAUGACCACAGAAGUUCACGCUCAGUUCCCGAUCGGUUUGCUGCAGAUGGCGAUCAAGUUUACAAAUGAACCACCGCAGGGAAUCAGAGCAAGUUUAAAGAGAACGUAUCAAGGUGUAACUCAAGACGCUCUGGACUACAGCACUCAAGGUCAAUGGCCGCCUCUGCUUUAUGCCGUGGCAUUUUUGCACACCGUAGUACAGGAACGAAGAAAAUUUGGUCCUCUCGGAUGGAACGUACCCUACGAAUUUAAUCAAGCUGAUUUCGCUGCUUCGGUUCAGUUCAUACAAAACCAUUUGGAUGAUAUGGAUCCAAAAAAAGGAGUAUCCUGGCCGACGGUUUGCUACAUGCUCGGCGAGGUCCAAUACGGUGGUAGGGUCACCGACGAUUUUGACAAACGUUUGUUAACAACUUUUACCCAUGUUUGGUUCUGCGAUGUUUUACUGCGGCCUGGCUUUGAAUUUUAUCAUGGCUACCGGGUGCCACAAACGCGAAAUCUUCAAGGAUAUAUCGACUACAUUAACAGUUUGCCAGCCACCGAUACUCCGGAAGUCUUCGGUCUCCAUUCAAACGCUGAUAUAACGUAUCAAAUAAACACGGCUAAAGGAAUAUUAGACACUAUUUUAAACGUUCAGCCAAAAGAAGGCGGUGCUCAGGGUGGAGAAACCAGAGAAAGCGUUGUUUACAGACUUGCUGAUGACAUGCUGACCAAACUACCACCUCAAUAUAACGCCUUUGAAGUCAAAGAAGCUUUACAAAGAAUGGGUGCUCUUCUGCCUAUGAAUAUUUUUUUGCGGCAAGAGAUUGACAGAAUUUCUCGCGUGAUUGAAGAGGUUCAGUCCACGCUUAGCGACCUAAAAUUAGCCAUCGACGGAACAAUUGUCAUGAGUCAAGGUCUUCGGGCGUCUCUAGACGCCAUGUACGAUGCACGUAUUCCUGAAAAAUGGCAGAAAAUAUCAUGGGAAUCUGCGACUCUUGGAUUUUGGUAUACCGAAUUAUUGGAAAGAGAUGGUCAGUUUAGACAUUGGUGUGCGAACGGAAGACCGAACGCUUUUUGGAUGACGGGAUUCUUCAAUCCUCAAGGUUUCCUUACAGCCAUGCGACAGGAGGUGACUAGAGCCCAUAAGGGCUGGGCUCUUGACUCGGUAGUUCUUCAGAACCUUCUGACUCGUCACAAUAAAGAAGACAUCAAAGAGCCACCUCAAGAGGGUGUUUAUGUUCAUGGUUUAUUUCUGGAAGGCGCAUCUCUGGAUCGUAAGUCGGGAAAGUUGGUAGAGAGCAAACCCAAAGUUCUUUACGAACAGAUGCCUGUGAUCUACAUAUACGCAAUAAAUACCACGGCGGGUAAGGAUCCGACGCUCUACGAGUGCCCAAUUUAUAGAAAACCUCAAAGAACUGAUCAGAAGUACGUUGGAUCGAUCGAUUUUGAGACUGAUCACAAUCCCAGGCAUUGGACGCUGAGAGGUGUAGCGUUACUUUGCGACAUUAAAUAAGUAGGUGUGUUGUUAUUGCUGAUGUUUUUUAGCAAGGUAGAUCGGUAAAUAAAUUAUUGCGAGGUGUAAGGUGCAAGUAAUAAGUCCUAAUGCUGUUGAGUAAACUAUAUUUUCAUGCUGAAAGAGAGCGAAUAUUUAAAAAUAAUAACAAAAAGCAUAAUAAAAUUUCGGUCUCGCUAUAAAUAUCUCCCAGGUAACAAUAAUUAACAUGUAACAAUUUUUCUUGAGCCGUUGGUAUUCUGAAGAACCUGUAUAAUUUACAAUAAAAGUAAUUCUACUCA